UUGAAAAAAAAAAUAAAAAAAAUCAAAGUUUGUUUAUUUUGAUCUAAACAAACCCUAAUUUUUUUUUACACAUGGCGGCUGUAACUAUUCAAUCGGAAGAUAUCGUCGGCGUCGGUGGUGUAAUGAAAAGCCCUAAGUCUCCGCCGCCGUGGAGUUCGAUUGUCCAAGGUUCACCGGCGGCGGCGGCGGUGGAAGAUCAAAUUUUAAGUUCACCGGAUGAUUCGGAUAAUGGUGGCAAUGUGGGUAAGAAGAAGGCGGUGUGGAAUAAACCGUCGAAUAGCGACGGCGGUGUGGUUGAAGCUGCUGUGAGUCCUUUUAUGGGUGCAGUUUCUUGGCCUGCCCUUGGAGAGUCAAAAAGUAAAUCUUCGCCGAAAUCGUCGUCUUCCGAUUCUUUGAAGGAUAUUCCAUUGCUUCCUGCUUCACAAGUGAUGGCUGGAAAUUCAUCUCCUAGAUCACAUAAACUGAGUACUGUUAAUAAUGCGAAUCCUACUUCGACUUCAAACCAUGUAGCACCAGCCAAACAGAGGUCGAUGAAGCGGGGUGGUGGGAGUUAUCAUUCAAAUGCAUCAGCGAAUGGAGGCUUUUCUGCUUCUCAUAUGUCAGCAACGAAUCAGGGUUCGGUGGUAGAAAAUACUCACAAUACGUCUGGGAAACCUAGUGUUGCUGCUGUGGAAUCUUCUACUAGAGAUAACACACACAAUGAAUCACAAAGAGGAGGUAUUGGGUCACAACCACAUAAUGGUAAUGAUCACCAACAUCAACGGCAUACGUAUAGAAGGAGCAAUAGUGGCCAACAUUCACGUGGAGAUGGUUCUUACCAUCAUAAUUAUGGUAGUAAGCGGGAUCAGGACCGUGGGAACCAUGAGUGGAAUCAGCAUAGUAGAAGUUUUAAUGGGAGAGAUACACACAUGCAACCCCAGAGAGGUUACCCCCGGAGUUAUAUACGGCCAUCUGUACAUACUUCUCCGACAUUUAUUCCCCCACCAAUGACUUUGCCAGUCCGGCCUUUUGGCAACAAUAUGAUGUAUACUGAUCUGCCAUCUCCGGUGUUUUAUGUUCAAGGUCCACCACCUCCACCAGAGAGCCUCAGAGGUAUGCCUUUUGUUGGACCCAUUCCGCCACCCAUGUACUUUCUUCCAGAUCACAUGUUGCAAGGAAUUGAUCCCAUGUUGCAUGCUAAUAUAGUGAGUCAAAUAGACUACUAUUUCAGCAAUGAGAAUUUAGUUAAAGAUACGUACUUGAGGAAAAACAUGGAUGAACAGGGCUGGGUUCCUGUAAGCUUAAUAGCCGGCUUUAAAAAGGUAUUGUUUUUGACAGAUAAUGUUCAGCUAAUUCUAGACGCAGUCAGAUCUUCAACUAUUGUGGAAGUGCAGGGUGACAAAAUACGGAGAAGAAACGAUUGGAUGAAAUGGCUAAUGCACCCAGCUGCCGAGUACUCCAACUUGUCCAGUCCUCGGGCCGUUGAAAAGUCUCCCAAUCAAGAUAUAUUAACAUCACAGCUUCAGGGUGUUUCACUCGACGCAGCAUCAACAAACGUGGAUUCUGCUCAAACUUUUUCUUCAGGGGAAUUCAAUAACCAAUUGCAACAAGCUGGAGGACGGACUGACCAAAUAGGUGGUCAACAAGCAGGAUUGACUUGAAGUUCAAGUACAUGGGACUACCAUAUGCUAUAAACUUUAGAAGCAAGCAAUAUUUUUGAGGAGAGAAGACUCAUGGAAAUCCAUCAAAGUUUACAGGAAGAUAGAAAAAUGGGGAUAGAAGAAGCACAUGGAUGUCAGAGGUAAACAUGAAAUGGAAAACCAAAAAAAAAUCAAAAAAAUACAAAAAAAUGCAAAAAAAAUUGAAAAAUUUAAGAAAACCAAAAAAAAAAAAAAAAUUAAAAAUUCAAAAAUUAAAAAAGAAAAAGUUAGAAAAGAGAUUGGAAUAGCAGAGAAAUAUGAAAAAGAUAUAGAAUAUUAUGACUUUUCUAGAUGUAGUCUUGGUAUGUUGGAUAGAAUGAUUUUUUGAGGACAUAUUUCAAAAACUAUAUGGUGUCCAUUGUGUAUGUUCAAAUAUGUGUGCCAUGCAUCUCUUCAGCCAUCUUUA
This is a messenger RNA of Erigeron canadensis, 2085 nucleotides long. RefSeq names its product la-related protein 1C-like. The transcript is spliced from 6 exons. The coding region runs from base 72 to 1640 and encodes 522 amino acids. Gene Ontology annotation, molecular function: RNA binding. The record is from RefSeq and is a predicted model, not a curated record. Lineage: Eukaryota; Viridiplantae; Streptophyta; Magnoliopsida; Asterales; Asteraceae.